GGUCUUACUGACAACCAGAGGAAGCUGGUGUAGCUGCACUUUAACAGCCCUGUCAGUAGAGGAGGACUGUUAGUUGUUGUUGUUGAUAGGAGUCACAACAAUCUCCAACUGGUGCUGUCUGCCUGAAAGUGAUGGUGUGAGGAGGACUGGUGAAGGGAGACUCAUGCGCAAAGAUGCGGAUCUUUCUCCCUUUGCUGUGUGCUCUGUGUGCUCUGUGCAGCACACCGGUCCAAGGGAUCUUCGAGGGAACCUGUCCCAGAAAAGACCCUCCCCCUGGUGUGUUGGUUUUAUCUCCGGGCAGUAAGUUGGUUUUGACCUGCAGCGGUCAUGUGGAGGUGGACGGAGUCAAGGUCAUCAUGGCCAGAAACAGCUCAAACACCGACAGAAGAAGGAGUACUUCUGAUGCAACCCCAACCACUGUAACCAUUAUAAGAAACACUGGAGUUUUGAUGAAAAGUGACCAACAUACUGCAGAGAAUAGUGUAAGUGACUCUAAUCCUGCUGAGGCUGGAGAAAACAGAAGCCUCGGACAUGCAGGAACAGGAACCACAGCUUCUCCCAGCACUCACACGGUCCGGCCAACUGGUGUGAGCAGACUGUUUAAGCGUGAAUCCAUCUCGGAGACUGAGGAGAUGGAUGGCGAGAGCGAUUAUGGGGAAGAGGAGGAGGAAGAGGAGGAGGAAGAGGAGGAGGAGGAGGGGGAGGAAGGGAGCAGAGUGACAAGGGGCAUAAAGUCAAGACCACAGUGGAAGUGGAACGGGAGAACAGUCGGAAAAGGAGACAGAGACUGGGGUGAAGUUACAUUUGAGAGGAGAGGGUCUUCACUGUCUCUGUCCUCAGUGAGACUGACCGACUCUGGGAAGUACACGUGUUAUCACAGAGGCAGAGAGAGGUUGUCCUUAAAGGUAGACGUUGCAGAUCCUCCAGAGAGUCCCAGUCUGUCCUGCUACAAAAGGUCACCCAGCAGUAAGAUUCGCUGUGAGUGGACGCCUCAGAAGCCCAUCGCUAUAUUGCCUAACUGUUACCUGCUACUCAGUAAAAGCCAUACAGACGCAUUCCUUCGUGUGGACUGCUCAUACUCAUCUCGGCGCUCCCGUUGUUGGUGUGCUCUGGACCACAACGGGAACCAGCUGAGGACCAUUCACACGGCCUACCUGUGUGUUACGAGCACCGCAGGCAACGCCACCAGCGCCCUGCUGCACUUCUCACCUCUGGAAAUCUUAAAGCCCGACCCUCCAUCAGAUGUGACAGUAAGACAGGAGGAGGGACAGGAGACGAGGAUGAAGGUCACCUGGAGUUUUCCAAUCUCCUGGAAGUCUCAAGACCACUUUUAUGAACUAAUCUACGAGAUCAAAUACCGACCUUACUCCUCGUUCGAUCAUGGGCAGAUACAGAAGCUUAGGGAGCGCUCCUACACGAUCACUGAUGCAAUGCCUGGUAUUGAGUACCAGAUACAGCUCAGAACUAAGGAUGAGUAUGAUGGUCACUGGAGUGACUGGAGUACACCUGUCCAUGCCAGCAGUUGGUUGUUGACAACAACAGCUAAAGGGUCAGACGACUUGGCGAAUUAUUAUCCCUCCGCCCCAACGGAUUGCGGCUCUGGUACAGAUGGCUACGAUGAGUGUGAUGAUCCUGAACCAGUGCAAAUUGUUUCGGAUGUGUCACAUCAUGUCCUGUGGAUCUCUGGUUUAUUUGUUCUCUUGUCGGUCAUUUUGGCUGCCUACAUAUUCAGACAUAAGAAGAGAUUUCUGUCUAAACUCGAGAGUCUGAGUGUCGUCACCCAGUGUGGUGACUCUCCUCGGCCUCCGCCCUCAGCCCCAACGCCUCCAGAAGGGCAGGCUCUGGUGACCUCUGCCCCUCCUCGUUACAAAGCACCCCCACCAAGCGAAGUGGAAGAAGGGGAAGAAGAAAAUGAAGAAGAAGAAGAAGAAGAAAAAGAAGAAGAAGAAGAAGAAGAAGAACAGCGGCUGAAGGAGAGGACAGAAGCAAUGCACUUCAACAACACAAGUUAUUUCUUUCUCCAAAGGGAGUGACGAGCAGGCAGAAAGGGGAAUAAAACUAGCCAGAGCCGGUGUCAGAGAGGACAAAAGGAUAAUGUGUAAUGUGUAUAAAUUGUGAUGGUUCUCCAAUGAGCUUCUGUUAGAAGCAAACUCAUGACCAGCUUGUAUAGUAUCUGUCUCUCUUUCUAUCUCUAACUAAUGCCUAAAAUACCUCUACAAGACUUUUUGUUGUUUUUGUCUUAAGAGCAGCCUUUAAGCUACUCUCUCCUCUGUGCCAAUUUAAAGUGUGAUGAUAAACUGUGGACUAGAUGUCAUGUUCUGUUUGUAUAUGAUUGUAUUAAGGUUCAUAAAAUAUAUCACUUGC
Messenger RNA from Sebastes umbrosus (honeycomb rockfish), 2364 nucleotides. RefSeq names its product interleukin 6 receptor (gene il6r). Bases 174 to 2033 code for a protein of 619 amino acids. The transcript has 10 exons. Gene Ontology annotation, cellular component: membrane; external side of plasma membrane. Gene Ontology annotation, molecular function: cytokine receptor activity; protein binding. Gene Ontology annotation, biological process: cytokine-mediated signaling pathway. Lineage: Eukaryota; Metazoa; Chordata; Actinopteri; Perciformes; Sebastidae. The record is from RefSeq and is a predicted model, not a curated record.